This is a messenger RNA of Spea bombifrons (plains spadefoot toad), 4735 nucleotides long. RefSeq names its product nuclear receptor coactivator 3 (gene NCOA3). Bases 185 to 4381 code for a protein of 1398 amino acids. The transcript has 23 exons. Lineage: Eukaryota; Metazoa; Chordata; Amphibia; Anura; Pelobatidae. The record is from RefSeq and is a predicted model, not a curated record. Gene Ontology annotation, cellular component: nucleus. Gene Ontology annotation, molecular function: nuclear receptor binding; protein dimerization activity. Gene Ontology annotation, biological process: positive regulation of transcription by RNA polymerase II; cellular response to hormone stimulus.
CGCGGGAGGAUGGGUCUUCUCCCUGCCCGGGGAGUGUUUGCCAUUUAAAUAAACAGCGAGGAAAAUGGCGGAGUGUUCUGUGGGGGAAUAAAGAAGCUACAAAAAGGAGAGAGCGAGGGGCAGCUGAGUGUGGCUGCUGACACUGAGCUCCUCUUCUCCAGACUGCUGCUGAUGCUUAUCGACAAUGAGCGGUCUAGGGGAAAAUUCUUUGGAUCCUUUGGCUACCGAAUCAAGAAAACGCAAGCCGUCUUCAUGCGACACCCCCGGGCCCAGCCUGACCUGCAGCGGUGAAAAGAGAAGACGUGAGCAGGAAAGCAAGUACAUCGAGGAGCUGGCUGAGCUGAUUUCAGCAAAUCUCAGCGACAUUGACAACUUCAAUGUCAAACCUGAUAAAUGCGCGAUCUUAAAAGAAACCGUCAGGCAGAUCCGGCAGAUUAAAGAACAAGGAAAAUCUUCCUCCGCCGAUGACGACGUGCAGAAGGCCGAUGUGUCCUCUACGGGGCCAGGCGUGAUUGACAAGGACUCGCUAGGACCUCUCUUGCUACAGGCAUUGGACGGUUUUCUGUUUGUGGUGAACCGCGAGGGCAGCAUCGUCUUUGUUUCAGAAAACGUCACCCAGUAUUUACAAUACAAGCAGGAAGAUUUGGUGAACACCAGCGUCUACAGCAUCCUCCAUGAGGACGACCGCAAAGACUUCUUAAAGAACCUGCCCAAGUCUGCCGUGAACGGGGUCCCUUGGUCUAAUGAAGCUCCGAGACAGAAGAGUCACACCUUUAACUGCCGCAUGCUGGUCAAGACGUCACAUGAUCACCUGGAAGAUGGCGGCGGCGGCAACAUGGACAACCGGCAGCGAUAUGAAACCAUGCAGUGCUUCGCCUUAUCUCAGCCACGGGCCAUGAUCGAGGAAGGAGAAGAUCUUCAGUCCUGCAUGAUCUGUGUGGCCAGGCGCAUGACGAACGUGGAGAGAGCCUUUACAAGCAACCCCGAAAGCUUUAUAACACGGCAUGACCUCUCAGGAAAGGUGGUGAAUAUAGACGCCAACUCCCUGAGGUCUUCCAUGAGGCCGGGCUUCGAGGACACGAUCAGGAGGUGCAUUCAGAGGUUUCUGUGUCACAGCGAUGGCCAGCCCUGGACGUAUAAACGCCACUACCAGGAGGCGUACAUGCACGGACAGUCUGAGACGCCGUUGUACAGGUUCUCGCUGGCGGAUGGGACCAUGGUGACUGCGCAGACCAAGAGCAAACUCUUCCGGAACCCCGUCACGAACGACCCCCACGGCUUCGUUUCCACGCACUUCUUACAAAGGGAGCAGAAUGGAUACAGGCACAAUCCCAACGCGAUGGCGCAAGGCGUACGGCCGCCGGUACCUGCGAACCCCAACCCCUCAAACGCCAUGAACGCAUCUCAGGCCCAGCCUAUGCCCCCCCAGAACAGAAGCUACGGCAUGGGAGAUCCCAACGGCAUGGCGCAGAUGCCUGGCAUGAGAUACGGAGCAGCGGGCAACAUGGGACCAGUUAAUCAAGGCCCCGGCAUGCAGCAGCCCCAGUACCAGAACAACAAUAACAACAACUAUGGAAUGAACAUAAGCAGCCCUCCGCACGGCAGCCCUGGCAUGGGCGCCAACCAGCCCAACCUCAUGGUCUCUCCCAGGAACCGCGGAAGUCCCAAGAUGGGGUCCAACCAGUUUUCACCAGUUCCAGGAAUGAAUUCUCCGAUGGGGGGCUCCGGAAACGGCGGUGGAGGAAGUUUCUCCAGCAGCUCGCUGAGCGCUCUUCAUGCCAUAAGCGAAGGAGUUGGAAGCUCUCUUCUGUCAUCUUUGUCAUCACCUGGUCAGAAAGCGGAGAACCCUUCCAACAUAAACAUGUCCCAACCCGCUAAAAUGGGAAACCAAGAGUGCAAGAGUCCUUCCGGCAUGUACUGCGAACAAGGUCAGGUUGAAAGUUCCGUGUGUCAGUCCAGUGGUCGGGAGCAUCUCGGGGAGAAGGACGUUAAGGAGAACAUUCUCGAAGGGUCGGACAGUCAAAGAGCACAAGCGGAAAGUAAAGGACACAAAAAACUCCUCCAGUUACUGACUUGCUCUUCGGAGGACAGGGGCCACAACGCGAUGACCAACUCCAGCAUGGACUCCGGCUGCAAGGACUCUUCCACAAACGUUACCAGUCCUUCGGGAGUCUCAUCCUCAACAUCUGCUGGCGUUAGCUCGACGUCAAACCUUCACGGGUCCAUGCUUCAAGAGAAGCACCGGAUUCUUCACAAACUGUUACAAAAUGGCAACUCGCCAGCCGAAGUUGCCAAAAUCACAGCGGAAGCCACCGGCAAGGACACCUUUCAGGAGUCCGCCAACCCUGCGCCUUGCGGAGAAGCGACGGUGAAGCAAGAACAGAUGAGUCCCAAGAAGAAAGAGAAUAACGCGCUGCUUCGAUACUUGCUGGACAAAGACGACGUGAAGGACCAGAUUACCAAGGACGUCAAGCCCAAAGCAGAACCCAUGGACAAUAAGAUGGGACAAUGCAGCAGUUCCAGCCUCCCGACUUCCAGCCAAGACAAAGAGCUCAAAAUAAAGACAGAGCCAACUGAAGAGGUCUCUGGAGAUUUGGAUCACUUAGAUGCCAUCCUUGGAGACCUUGCCGGUCCAGAGUUUUAUUCCAGUCAAAUGAGUUCAAAUACCGGGGCAAUGGGGAACAAGCAGCCAGUCUUCCAGGACACUCCGCCAAUGGGCAUGAGGAGUCCACAACCUCUACAGAUGAACCGGCCUCCCUUUAAUCGGGCGAUGUCAUUGGACAGCACGAUGCCCGGGAACGCCACUCCUCCUACGAGGAACGUCAACAACUUCCCAAUGUUACAGAAGCAGAACAUGAACGUAGGGAGCCCACGGAUGAUGGACGGGCAGGACAAUUUCGGUGUUAUGAUGGGAGGUGGUCCUAACAGAAGUAUGAAUCCGCCGGCGGAGUGGGGAAUGCAGAACCCGGCGGUCAAUAGGAUGGAGCCUUCAAACGGCGGAUCGGUGGGGAGACCGGGGCCCGAUUACAACACGUCGAUGCCAAGACCCUCUAUGAACAGCAGCAUGCCAGGGCUUCCAGCCAGAUCGAGCGGCAUUCCCGGGAGCCGGCCGGGGCUUCAGCAACAGAUGCUUCCGAUGAGACCCAAUGAAAUGGCGAUGGGCAUGGGGUCAAAUCCCUAUGGGCAGCAAGGCCCGUUGAACCCCCCUGGGUCAUGGCCAGACAGUAUGAUGUCAAUGGAUCAAGGUGGAUCUCAAAACAGGCAAAUGGGUCGUAGUGCGUUAGACGACCUGCUGUGUCCUCCGUCUACGGUGGAGGGACAGACGGACGAGAUCGCUCUCCUGGACCAGCUUCACACCCUUCUGAGUAAUACGGACGCCACGGGAUUGGAAGAAAUCGACAGGGCGUUGGGAAUCCCUGAGCUUGUCAAUCAAGGCCAAGCGAUGCCAGAGCAGCCGGAUUCGUUCCAACCUCAGGAUUCCCCGGUCAUGCUUGAUCAAAAGCCUCCGAUGUACGGGCAGCCGUACCCAGGCCAGGGCUCGGCCAUGCAGGCGGGGGGCUUUAAUAACAUGCAGGGGCAGCACCCGCCUUUCAAUUCCAUGAUGAAUCAGAUGAACCAACCCCAGGGCAAUUUCCCGCUGCAAGGUAUGCAUCAGAGAGCGAGUCUCAUGAGACCCCGGACCAACAUACCCAAACAGCUGAGGAUGCAGCUCCAGCAGAGACUCCAGGGGCAGCAGUUUUUAAACCAAAACAGGCAAGCACUUGAGAUGAAGGUGGACUCCUUAAACGCAGGUGGUGCCGGAGUGAUGAGGCCCGUCAUGCAGACGCCGGUUGGGUCGCAGGGAUUCCUUAAUGCUCAGAUGGUCGCCCAGAGGAACCGGGAGUUGCUCAGCCAUCACAUCCGACAGCAAAGAAUCGCCAUGAUGAUGCAGCAGCAGCAGCCCCAAACCUUCAGUCCACCUCCGAAUGUUACCCCGUCUGCCAGCAUGGACAACCCGUUGGCAGGUCCUCCGAUGCCUCAAACCCCUCCCCAGCAGUUCUCCUACCCACCCAACUAUGGAAUGAGCCAGCAGGCCGAUCCCACGUUUGGAAGGGUAUCCAGCCCUCCCAAUGCCAUGAUGGCGUCUCGAAUGGCACCCUCCCAGAAUCCUCACCCCCAGACCACACAAAUGUACCAGUCGCCCGAUAUGAAAGGAUGGCCGUCGGGGAACAUGGCGAGACCCAAUUCCUUCCCCCAGCAGCAGUACAGCCACCAGGCCAACCCUGCGACGUACAACAUGAUGCACAUGAACGGGGGCGGAAACCACAUGGGGCAAAUGAACAUGAACUCCAUAUCCAUGUCUGGGAUGGCCAUGGGCGCUGACCAGCAGAAAUAUUGCUGACAUCACCGCGUUGGCGCAAAGAAUAUUCUGCCGUUGAGCUAAAGAUGCACUAUAGAGGAUAAAAAAAUAAAUAAAAAAAAUACAGAUAUAUAAAUAUAUAUUUACCGGCAAGAUUCUUCUUGCGUUGGCCUUACGGUGGAGAAGAGACGUUUUACUCCAAGCCUCUGUGAAUCCGGUACCAGGACUUCAUGGAGACCCGCGGUCUGUAUCCGAAUCCCGCCGUGCGAAAGGACUUCACUUGGUGCUCAGCAGAUUAGGACGUGAAUUCCGGCAGCAAGAUUUUAAUAUGUAAGACUGUCUGACUGUGUCUCGUUUUUGCAAUUUAUUUACCAAAAUCUGUCUCUUUUACCUGUU